Molecule: messenger RNA, 6602 nt
Organism: Rhopilema esculentum
Lineage: Eukaryota; Metazoa; Cnidaria; Scyphozoa; Rhizostomeae; Rhizostomatidae
Product: bromodomain-containing protein 3
Biological process (GO): chromatin remodeling; regulation of DNA-templated transcription
Cellular component (GO): chromatin; nucleus
Source: RefSeq, a predicted model, not a curated record
CAAACAGGAAGAGACCAGCACCUGAAGAUCAAUGAAAUUUGAUAAUCGUAUGGAAGAGUGCUUUGAAUUUUCAACAAAGCUUUCCAAACACGCCUCGCCAACUAUUUGCUCAUUUUUCUGGACUGGCCUAGCCAACCCGAAGAAAACAGAUCACCGCUUUUUUGCUCAUGGAUCUAGCGAAAAGUCCAUUUCAGAUAGUUGUAAAGUGGCGUUCACGAGAGAAUUCGUUGCAAUUAGUAGUAGAGAAUUCUUUGCAGGAACUCAGGAAUGUCGAAGAUAUUUUCUCUUUGACGUGGAAAGUUUAUAGAACUCUUGAAGCCCUCCCUAUACAUAAUAUAUUUAUCUAUAGAGUGAGAGAACUUUAUUAAGAUAAAAUGAAAGACUUUAGAGAAUGGGAUAAGAUGAUUUCAUAUGUCAUAAUUUGCACUUUUAAUGAUUGGGCUUGUUUGCUAUAUAUGAUAAGAGGCUUCGUCCAUCGUUAUCCAUUUUUGACAAACUUGGUGAAUAUAUGUAAAUUUGUGUUGUUUAUUAUUGGUAAUAUUUAUUGCAGGAAUUUCACUCAAAUCUUGCAACACUCAGUAAGCUUAUGUCUUGGUGUAACCAGCUAGAGGAAUUUAUUGAGGUCUUCUGUUUGGCAAGAAAUCGAAACCACAGCGAAAUUUUGGGAAAAGUCAAAGGCGUUGCCAGAAAAAUAUGGGACCACGCCCAUAUUGGAACCCACUCAAAUUUUUGUCUAGAUCCGCCACUGACGGAGAUCAAGCUUCUUGUAUCACUCCAAAACUCUUACGCCUUUAGCAAUACUAUCUUUUUCCAAUAAACAGUUGAUAAAAUUCUGGCAUGUAAAACCCUAGAGGAGAACCAAAAUUCAACUAAUGGCAUUUAACAGAUACACAUAGCGACACGGUAUGUAUGGUUUAUUUGUAAUGAAUAUCAUACAGGAAAAAUUUAUAUUGUUGAAAACCUUUUGGCGAAGUGAGACCGUUUACGAAAGUUAGUUUGUUACUCAUGUUCCGGGAUCUCUGAAUCACGUUACGUGUAAAUUGCGCAAUCCCGCCUUCGCGGGGGGCAACUGCGUGUCUUGAAAGGGAACGGUAGUGGCGCAUUCCGCCAUGGAAGACUGCCACGACUUGUAGAGCGAAGCAAAGGUGCAAAUCCUUUCAAUCUCAGGGUUCUGCAGCCUGAAAGAUAUCGCGAAUAACCGAGAAUGCUACAGGAAGCGCCCAAAUAGGGGUAACUACUAAAUAGCGUGAGUUCACAUGAAUUUACCACGACACUAAAGGCCGCCUAAACAGCGAAGGAAUUCAGUUCUACCUUAUGGAUCUAUGACUUUGAUAUAGGUCACCACCGGUGACUUCGCCUACAAAUUAACAUAACCACUGGAAAUUUUAUGUUUGAUGACACGAAGAAGAUCUUAUUUAAUUGAUUUUCUAACGAUAUAACUCCAUCAUGUCGACAAACAAAACCAACAGCACCACGCCACCACAACCCGCCAAAAAAGGACGAAACACAAACCAACUUCAGUAUCUUUUGAAAACGAUCAUGCGACAAGUUUGGAGGCACUCUUAUGCCUGGCCAUUUCACAGUCCCGUGGACGUGGUCAAGUUGAAUCUACCGGAUUAUUAUGAUAUUAUCAAACAACCAAUGGAUUUAGGAACAAUUAAGAAAAAGCUUGAAAAUCUUGAGUACAACAAUGCUAAAGAAUGUAUUGAAGAUUUCAACAGGAUAUUUCAAAACUGUUAUACAUAUAAUAAACCAGGCGAGGAUGUUGUUCUUAUGGCACAAGAACUCCAGAAAUUUUUUCAAGAUAAAGUUAUGUCCAUGCCUCCUGAGGAAGUUGAGUUGCCUUCCAAAAGUUCUCGCCCACAACUGAAACCAGCAACCUCCACUCAAGAUGGAGCUCCGCCUACAAAGAGAAGUCGAAGGGGUGGAAAAAUUAAAUCUACUGCUGCAGAUACAACCCAACCGGCCCUAGUAUCUGCACCAGUUACUACACAAGUACCUGAAACUGUUGGGUCUACGAAUGCACAAGUGACAAGUCCAUCAAAUGUAAACGCUAAUGCAGUCACCAGCACAACGAUUGCACCAAUGUCUGCCGAUACUCCUGCAAACCCAAUUGUUAUGCAAACCAAGGUUAAAUCCGGGGUGAAAAGGAAAAAGGCAGACACAACUACACCAAGUUCUACAGUGAAUGACAUCCCUGCAUCUCCAGUGACUCCAAUCGAGCUUGCUGCACCAUAUCUUUCUGGAAAAGUAAGAUCAAGAAGAGAGUCUCACCGCAGUAUAAAGAAGCCAAACAAAGAUUUGCCUGGUGAAGAUCUCGCAAAGCCCCAACAAAGCAAGAAGCGAUCAAAACUCAGCGAGCAGAUGAAGUACUGCAAUGGAAUUCUUAAGGAACUUUUUUCUAAAAAGCAUAUGUCCUACGCGUGGCCUUUUUACAAGCCAGUUGACGUCCAAGGGCUGGGACUGCACGAUUACCUCGAUAUAAUAAAGCACCCAAUGGAUCUGGGAACUGCUAGGAAAAAGAUGGAUAGCAGAGAAUACAAAAAUGUGCUGGAGUUUGCCAGCGAUGUUAGAUUAGUUUUCGCAAACUGUUACAAAUACAAUCCACCCGAUCAUGAUGUUGUCGGUAUGGCAAGGAAAUUACAGGAAGUAUUUGAAUACCGUUUCGCAAAAAUGCCAGACGAGCCUAUACCUGAACCGGAACAAAAGCCGGUCACUAAAGGAACUGACGAUGCGGACACACAUGCAGAGUCGGAAUCGGAAUCGGAAGAACAACAAAGCUCGUCAUCCUCAGACAGCGAAGACGAAGAGAAGAAGAAAUUGCUACAGUUGGAAUAUGAGCUUAUUCGUGUACACGAUGCUCUGUCAAAGCUAACUUCACAACGGAAACAGAGGAAGAAGAAAAGCAAAAAGGACAGCAAAGACAAACGUAGAGACAAAGAUGGCAAGGAGAAGUCACACAAAGAUAAAAGCAAAUCUGUUGAUGACGAAUCGAAGCCAACGUUAACAAAGAAUGAUAAACAGAAGUUGGAAGGUCAGACAAAGAAAAAAGACGAUUUACCUAUUAUUGAAUCAAAAACAUCGGGGAAGUCGGAGAAUGAAAAGAAGAAAUCAAAGUCACCAGCAAAGAGCGAAGGGACCAAGAAAAAACCAGCGGCAGGGCGGUCCAAAAAGCCCAAGCCUGUCGAGAAGGAAGUUGUUGCCGAGGAGAGUAAGGACGACGUUGCUGCUGCCCGGGCAAUGACGUAUGACGAGAAGAGGCAACUCAGCUUGGAUAUAAACAAACUGCCAGGCGAUAAGCUCGGCAAAGUUGUCCAUAUCAUACAAACACGCGAGCCGACACUCAAAGGAACAAAUCCAGAUGAAAUAGAAAUCGACUUUGAAACGCUGAAGCCGGCAACGUUGCGUGAGUUGGAAAAAUACGUUAACUCGUGCAUGCGCAAAAAGUCGAAACCUCCAGCGAAGAAACCGAAAACGGCGGAGGACAGAGAAGCAGAACAGGCUAGAAAGAAAGAAGAGCUUGAGAAACGACUGCAGGAUGUCAGUGGAAAAUUACAAGCUGCGCAGCCUAAAAAGAAGUCAAAUAAAAGAGAUUCGCAGCAACUUGGUCCGAAAUCGUCCCGACUGAGCGCAAGUAGCAGCAGCAGUGACAGUGACUCUAGCAGCUCAUCCUCGAGCUCAAGUUCAGAAUCAAGCUCAGACUCUGAAAGUUCUGAUAACGAAACAGGUAAAGUUGCUACUGUGAAGGCGCACAAGACACCAAACAGUACUUCAAAGGCCAGCAUUACAGCAGAGAAAAAGACAAAGGUAUCGGCAGCAGCCAAGACGCAAGUGCCUAUUGACGCCAACCCACCCGUCAUAUCAAGAGGACUAUCAGUGGAUCAAGCGAAAAAGCCAACAGCCUCGUCAGCCGUCAGUCGUCAAAUCUCUGCUCCGUCGCCUAUUGUAACUGCAAAACAGCCACCAGUUCCAGAGCAACACAAAGUGUCAAGUCGACCACAGAGCUUAGCAAUACAUGAAACUACAAAGUCAGUCACCUCGCAACAAAAGCUAACCGUUACUACAGUGAAAUCAACCGGCGUCAAGAAAACGAAUCCGUCGGUUUCUUCUCCUGCGGUUACCAAUCCUUCAGUUUCCUUGACUCCAAAGGCGCCAUCUAUAACGAGUCCCAUUGCUAAGCCGGUUUUGAAUGUCUCAAGCAAUGCUGUUGCUAAACAGCCUGUCACGCCGGCACCUGGGACUCCAAUUUUGUCACCCCCUGUUGCAAACCAGUCGCAUGCAGCCGCAAAGACACCAGCCCCACCUGUAAAAUCUUCAGCUCCAACCGUAAAAUCAUCAGUCCCAAAUGUAAAGUCUUCGGCCACGACUGUGACUGGAAAGGCCCCGACCCCAGUCUCAAAACCCCCGACCCCAAUCUCUAAACCCGCGACCCCAGUCUCUAAACCCACGACCCCAGUCGCAAAACCUGCGACCCCCGUCUUAAAGCCAGCGACGCCUAUUGCUUCUGCAAAUAAAUCUACGACGAACGACACAACUAAGACGGCAAAAGUGGUGACCUCGAAGUCUGACUCUGUCAAGACACCGCAGUCACCGUUUCAAGUCAAUGUUAAAAGCAGCGCGUCUACGAAUGCUGCUGGUACACCGACUGUGACUUCUGCAGCAGGUUUAAAUAGUGCAGCAGGUUUAAAUAGUGCACCAUCAAAAGACAAGAUUUCGUUUGGAAUGGCUGAUGAUAAGCUUAUCCCAGCGAAUGUUGCUCCUAGUAAAAAACCAGGGAGUCUUCUAGCUUCGAAAGAUUCGUCCAGUGAUUUACCUGACAAUAAGCAAGAGGCAACACAAGUCAAAAAGGAGAAUCCGUUGAAGCAUGUGAGCUCGUGGGGAAGUCUCGCCAGCACAAACCAAACAAAACCAACAACAAAAAUCACAACCAGUGCUCACUUUGAACAGUAUCAAAAAUUGGCAAGGGAGAAAGAAGAAAAGGAAAGAGCUCUGAAACAGCAAGAAGAACAGUUGCGACAACAAAGGGAACGAGCUGAGCAAGACCGAAUCAGACUUGCUGAAGAAAGAAAAAUGGAAAAGGAAGAGGAAGAAGCUCUUGAAAAAGCAAGAAAGCAACAAGCAGAACUGUCUGCUAAAUCAGAGCAAGCGAAAACAGAAGCUCAGAAAAACAGAGAGAGGGAGAUCGAAAGAAGAAAAGAACAAGAGCGGCGAAAACGUGAAGCGCAAGCACGAACUGUUGACAUGAACAUGCAAAGUGACAUAAUGAGCUCGUUUGAGGAAAUGAUGUGAAAAUUUGAAGCCACUGUCCAGUAAGGCAAUUCGAUGCAGCAGACCACAGAGUCGUAUGAGGCCACAGUGUCUUAUGUUAAAUUACAUCGAGACUAUCUUGCACAUUUAGUGUAAAUUUGACUGUAUGCCGUUCAUAUUUUUGAUUGUUUCUUACUUUGUGCAUCGAUACUAAGGUAGUUAAUCGUAUGCUAGCUAAAUUUGCAUAUGGAAGUAAGUUUAUAAUGUCAAAAGAUGCGAGGUCAAAAGUCGCACGGUCACAAGUCGCAAAGUCAAAAGUCGCAAGGUCAAAAGUUCAAAGGUAAAAGUCGCAAGGUCAAAAGUUCAAAGGUAAAAGAACGCUAGAUUAAUUGUUAUAAGUGGAAGAAGGAUCGAAUGUAGUGCAGGGAAAUGAUGAUGAAGAUCGUUGUUGUGAGAGAUAAAUUAUCGUUGGUACCUCAGCUUCUAGUUUGGAACUGUCGUUAAUGGAUUUUCUGCAAUCAAGCAUUAACGUGUAAUUGGCUGUUUUAAUGAAAAUUCGUGUGCUUAAUGUGCGUAUGUAUUAUCAGGGCAGACCAGAGUCGUCUUUGCUCUUUAUUCUUCGUAAAUUAAUGAUGUUAGUUUCAGAUGUUUUUCACUCGGCAGAUAGUAACAGACAUUCUGUUUAUCUCCUUUUCUUAUUUCGUAUACACAUCACACGAGUUUUCUUAUUGAGCUCUUUAUAAUGCUUAUUGUUACAGCGUAAUAUAAUGCAUUUGUUCGUUCGUUCAUUGACGUCAGAACGACAUUUUGCCUUAACUCAUUACAGGUUUCAGAAGAAUCCUGAUGAAAUUCUUUGCCUCUCACGGGUUAGAUAAUAUUCUGCAAUUUCACAGUAUUUAGGCGCUAGAGAAGUUAACGAGAAAGUUGAAUGCAAUUUGACUGCAGCUUUGACAUAAUGUUUUACAUACAGUCAAGUAGUAGUGUGCAAAACAAAGCUUGCUUAGGUUGAAGCCUAAUGAAGACUGGCAUCAAUUUUGUACUCAUUUAAAGAACGGGGGUUUCCAUCCUGCAAAGCAGUUCAUCCCAUCUCCCACCAAAGCAGUUACUAAACCAGCCCAAAUCUACCGUUACAAGUCCAAGUAGGAUUUUAGUACUUUACAUGGUCUGCAUGAAAUGUACCCUGAACAAUUAGCGUUACAAAGUAUUCAAGAUGUAAUCGGCAGUAAUAAACGUUUAAACUGUGAACAAGUUAUCACAGAAACAUUAGCCAGUUUGUUAUGAUUUUGAAUUUAAUUUGUGACAUCUUAUUAUGCAGAUUAUGCCAUAUUUUUAAUACAUCUUAUUCUGUGUGCUAA